This is a messenger RNA of Verticillium nonalfalfae, 522 nucleotides long. RefSeq lists its product as uncharacterized. Gene Ontology annotation, cellular component: nucleus; cytoplasm; ribonucleoprotein complex. The transcript has 6 exons. The coding region runs from base 1 to 522 and encodes 173 amino acids. The record is from RefSeq and is a predicted model, not a curated record. Lineage: Eukaryota; Fungi; Ascomycota; Sordariomycetes; Glomerellales; Plectosphaerellaceae. Gene Ontology annotation, molecular function: mRNA binding.
AUGAGCAGCAAUCGUGGUAAAUUAGCACCAGAAGUGAACCGAGCUCUGUUCGUAAAGAACUUGAGCUACAACGUAACUCCCGAGGAGUUGUUCGACCUGUUCGGAAAAUUCGGCCCAAUCCGACAGGUUCGACAGGGCAUUGCCAACAACACGAAGGGCACCGCAUUCGUUGUCUAUGAAGACGUCAUGGAUGCCAAGCAGGCUUGCGACAAGCUGAACGGUUUCAACUUCCAGAACCGUUACCUUGUCGUCCUGUACCACCAGCCAGAGAAGAUGCUCAACCGCACGAAAGAGGACCUCGAGGCGCGCCGCGAGUCUUUAGCUCAGCUCAAGAAGCAGCACGGCCCGUCUUCCAUGUCUUCACCCAAGACUUCCGCCGCCGCCGCCGCCGCGGCCUCCCCUUCUUCCAAGACGGCCCACCGUCACGACAAGCUUGGCGUUGCCGGGCACGUACGCCGGGCCGUCGUCCGCUUCGCCGACGGAGGUCGAUCCAACGCCCUCCAGCCACAGACAUGUGCGUAA